Messenger RNA from Salvelinus fontinalis (brook trout), 5126 nucleotides. It is a transcript of the gene b4galt2, whose product is annotated as UDP-Gal:betaGlcNAc beta 1,4- galactosyltransferase, polypeptide 2. The transcript has 9 exons. The record is from RefSeq and is a predicted model, not a curated record. Gene Ontology annotation, biological process: carbohydrate metabolic process. Gene Ontology annotation, molecular function: glycosyltransferase activity. NCBI's taxonomy places the organism in Eukaryota, Metazoa, Chordata, Actinopteri, Salmoniformes, Salmonidae. Bases 392 to 1522 code for a protein of 376 amino acids.
CUUUGUGGACAUAUAUUUCCAUUGUUAGAGCGGCCAGUCGACCAUCUUGUCAAUAUAAUAGAUAAUCUUCGGCGAGAGAAAACUGCUAUAGACUCCUUUUUUGUCUUCAUAGCCACAUUUAAACGUAACGGACUGUCGGAAUUAGGAAGAUUUCAUAUAAAAGGUUGCUGCAACAACAAAGACCAUGCAUUCAUAGGAGAGGAGGAUUGCUUGCUACCUUAAGUGUUGGUGGUAAUCGGGCAGGAGUGUGAAGUCUGAUAUCUGGGAUCCUCUCCUCCAGCUGUGAUAGAGUGAGGCAGCGUGCAGCAUUUGUCCAGGCCAGCCCAGGCCCAGGGGAGUGACCAACCGAGCGGAUGCCCUAGACUGUGCGGCAGGGGCGGCAGGCUCAACCAUGACUCGGCUGAUGUUAGGCCGGACCCUGGAACGCAUCUGCAAGGCUGUCCUGCUGCUCUGCAUGGUGCACUUUGUCAUCAUGAUGAUCCUCUACUUCGACGUCUACAGCCAGCGCUUCGAUCAGAUCUUCAGCCGCUUCAACAACGGCCGCAACUCCAGCCGCAACGGACACCACUACUACUACAACCUCAGCCGGCCCAACGCCACCUUCGCCAGCUACCUGGCCACCGCAGACCAGCUGCUGCCCAGCGUACGACCUGAGGGAAACCACACACCACCAACUGCCAAACCUAUACCACCAUGCCCGGAGAUACCCCCUGGUCUGGUGGGCCGCCUCCUGAUCGAGUUCGCCUCCCAGAUGACAAUGGAACGGGUGCAGAAGGAGAACCCAAACGUGACGGAGGGGGGCAAGUACACCCCACCGGACUGCCGUGCCAAACAGAAGGUGGCUAUCAUUAUCCCAUUCAGACACAGAGAAAACCACCUCAAGUACUGGUUGCACUACCUGCACCCCAUCCUACGACGGCAGAAGAUCGACUACGCCAUCUAUAUCAUCACCCAGCUUGGUGAGGACACCUUCAACAGAGCCAAGCUCCUGAACGUGGGCUACACCGAGGCCCUGAAGGAUGCAGAGUACGACUGCUUCAUCUUCAGCGAUGUGGACCUCAUCCCUAUGGACGACCGUAACCUCUACCACUGUUACGACCAGCCAAGACACUUUGCCAUCGCUAUGGACAAGUUUGGCUUCAGGCUUCCUUAUGCGGGGUACUUUGGCGGGGUUUCCGGGCUGAGCAAAAAACAGUUUCUCAAGAUCAAUGGCUUCCCCAACGAGUACUGGGGCUGGGGAGGAGAAGAUGACGACAUCUAUAACAGGAUCACCCUCAACGGGAUGAAGGUGGUUCGACCGGACGUCCGGAUCGGCCGAUACAGAAUGAUCAAACAUGAAAGAGACAAGCACAAUGAACCCAACCCACAAAGAUUCAACAAGAUCCAGAAUACCAAGAACACUAUGAAGAGAGACGGGAUCAGCACUUUAACGUACCGCGUGCUCCAGUUUAAGAAGUACCCUCUCUAUACCAACAUCUCUGUGGAGAUCGGCAAGCCCCCGCCCCGGCCUUUCAGGGGCUAGACAGAUAGAGAGCCCCGGCCUUUCAGGGGCUAGACAGAUAGAGAGCCCCGGCCUUUCAGGGGCUAGACAGAUAGAGAGCCCCGGCCUUGACAUGGAGGAGGAGGAAGGGAGAUGGGGGAGAGAACUAUAAUACACAGCAGAGAGCCUUCAUCUCCUCCUCUACCUCCCUCAGCCUGACUCAGAUACCCCCCACCGACCUGCGCUAGGAGUCUGCCCUGGCCUCUCACAGCCCAGUCUGUGUGGGGAUACUGGUACACACUUGUUGCCCUCCCACCCUGCCAACGGCUCGACGGUUACGGCAGGCCUACAACAUGGCUGGGACCCUGACUGACUGACUAGCUCUCAGGAAUAGAUGAGGACAGAGGAUAUAUUAGAUUAGAUUCAGAUUCUUUCCCCUGGCGACAGUGCUGUUCUGGAAAUGCACACACUGUACAUGAAACACACAGCAAUAAGUCCAGUGCUACUGGUGUCUCGGUCCUGAUAACACAAAGCAACGGGGGUUCAAGAGGAGUCAUAUUAUAUUGGGUUGUUGAUAUGCUGGGGGUUGGGUUUGGGAUUCAGAGUUACAUGAGCAGAACCAAGAAGAACUGCCCUGAUCUCUCUGUGAGAAUCUGUCAAUCAGAACACUAUAUCGGCGCAACAUGAAUGUGUACUGUCUGUCCCUGCAUCCAAUGCAGGCUUUCCCCAUUUCCCAUGUCUCUGACGUUGAAAAACGGUGCUGGAGGAGAGUGACAAUGUGCACCAACACUUUUUAUUAAGACAGAGGUGUGACCUUCUGUGGAGAGAAUCAAGGUUGAGUGAAUAAAAUGAAUAAAGACCUCCUGGUAGUGGAUGGAUAUGGCUAUUCAAGGAACUAGUUUUGACCUGUUUGUGGAGGAGAAAGGUCCAGCAAAUAGAAGAGAAGAUGGACUUCUGGCAUGGUUCUGACAGGUGAUUAUUAGAGACUAUUUUGUUGACGUGUUCUCACGCAAAGAGAAGGUUUCAUUAGAUACUGAUGAAAGUGUAAACGUUUGCUGUAUGACAAUGUGUCCCAGACAGUUUUAGAAGAGGAUCAUCUAUUGCUCAAAUAAAAGACUCUUUGCUCCACUUUUUUCUUUAAUUUCUAUUUCAAAAUGCCAUCCACGUUUUUGGAAAAGAAAAUGAUAAGGCAUCGAUAACCUAGUGGUUUAAAUUGUGAAUACUGUAAGGACUGUCUAGUAUGGUGAAUAUUUGCAUUGUAGCAUUAAUUUCAUCCAUUCAAAGUCAGAGACACUGAAGCACUGAGGUGAUAAGAACAGAACUGAAGUUGGUUAUUUAUUGAGUACUUCGAAUAAAUGGAAAACCAUCAUUUCGCUAUUAACACCACCAGUAUAUAAAAGCCUUUUAACGUCAGUAAGCUUUUUCUUCUCUCAUUUUCUUCUCCUUUUCCUUUGUGUACUGCCUAAAAACCAAACUGAUGCCUUCAAAAUUGUUAUGAGGGGCAAUGAUAAGGAAUGCUGCAUUCUGUUGUGUGAAGUGAUGUGGAAAUCUCUCUUUUGUACUAUCAAUGGUUUUCUUGGCCUGGCUUGAGACAGUGAGUAUUUGAGAUGCCCCAACCAACCCGUUUCCCCUCUGUUUAUUUUAGAGAGCCUUUUCAAGUGCAUUGAGUGCAUUUCCCUUCUUUUUUGUUUUUUUACAACACCCUCCAUUUCCUUUUAUUUCACUCCCUGGCUCUACCAUCCCUUUCUCCCUUUCUCCGUGUGUGUCUGUGUGAACACCACAGUGUUUUUCUGUACUUGACCAUCUGAUGAAUACACAGACAGCUGUGUCUGAAGCACACUGCUCCUCUAUAGAAAUAUCAGGAGGACUUCAACAAUCAUCUCUUCUCUCUCUCUCUCUCUCUCUCUCUCUCUCUCUCUCUCUCUCUCUCUCUCUCUCUCUCUCUCUCUCUCUCUCUCUCUCUCUCUCUCAUCUCUCAUUCUGCUGCCUUUUCAUUUUUGAGUGCACUACUACUGGUGUGAGAGCACCUCGGAAAGAGAAUACUCUACUCCUCAUUCUACACUGGAGACCAAUGUACAUUUACGCUACUGUAUUCUGGAUGUCAUUACUUCUGUCAAAUGGGUGAAUGCUGUGUAUGUACUGCUUUCUGAUGGCUGUGGACCAUAGGAUUUUGACAUAUUACUGCCUAUGGUCCCAGUAUAGUAUGAUUCAUCAUCCUGCCAAGCUCCUGCUUUUAUGUUCCAUGUUGAGGGAAUCAUUUUCCUAAAGGCUAAAUAUACUACUUGGAACUGUGGGAAGAAGCUUUUAUAUAUAGCUAGCAUCAUUACCUAAAAUCUGCUUAGCAGAAUGAGCUUACUAUUGAUGCAGUAGCACACAACCCUGAACAUAUUUGGUACUGAAGUUUUAGUCAAUGGUUUCAUUAAAUGAAAUGCUUUGAUAAAAACAAUGUUUUUGCCAGUGAUUGUCAAAUCGUCUGGUUAGGUCUACAGACUGGGCUUUUUAUCAGAGCUUCAGUCAAAGAUCUUACUGUACAAUUGGUGGAUAUUUGGUUUACUUUACAGUAGACUACAGGAUGUGAUUUCUGUACAUAUCAGACUUGUAUCAGACAUCAAGAGCUAGUUAUCAUGUAUUACAGGUACAUGAACAGGCAUUACCAUAUCAUUUGUGUUGUGAACAGAGAAAACGUCCAAUAGAACUCAGUCGGUUCUGUUAACUUGAUAUCUAUAUGGAGAUCAUGCCCAAGUAGGCUAGUACAGGAAUAAUCCAUCCUAUUGGUACUAUUAUAUCCAUUUAGUCAUAAAUCAUAUUGGUAUAUCCAUCAUAUUAUCUUGUUUGGCCUAUUGUCUGUAUUCUGCCCCACUACCCCACUUAUAGUGACUGUGGUCUCACAUUGUAGGUACUGUAUAAUACAGAUUUGAUAUGAUGGUGUUGACAGGGGGACCUUUCAGCACAAGCUUAGAGACAUCCUGCCCAGGACUGUGUCUCUCCCACACAACUCGCCAGCUAUAAACCAGUGAUAAAGCACCGCUCCUCGUUUGCAUCCCAAAUGGCACCCUAUUCCUUAUCUAGUGCACUACUUUUGACCAGGGCCCAUAUAGGAAAGUGGGUGCCAUAUGGGACGCAUCCCUCUGCACCCUCCCUCCCCGCAGUCAACUAUUAUUGUAUUCAAUUUUGUCCUGGAAAUUGAUAAUUGCGGGGCAUCAGCUUUCUUCAUUGACCAUGUGUUUGAUGCAUCCUUGAAUAAGAAAAGCAGACAUGUGGCAUACUAAGGUACUGUCCACCCUUUGGAGUGCGUCUGAAGUUCUCUUUAUCCAUCUGUUGGCAGACACUGCAUGGCUUUCCCCUUCUACUUAUACGUUUCAACCUAAUGCCCAUUGAGCAAUAUUUUCCCUCACUGUCAGAGCAGUCAUUUCAAGGAAGUGGUGGGUAACUGAAAGAGAAACAGGAUAGGAUGAGGGCAUUGGAGAACAUCGCCUACUGACUGCCUCGGGCCUUCAAGCUGGAGUGCAUUUUUAAAGAUGCACUGUAUCUAGGUUUUGUAUAUUGAAUGUUGAAAAUGUUAUAUCUUAUAUAGAAUGCAUAAUGUUAUAUCAAACCAACUUUUUCUAUACAAUCAAUAAAUCUGAUGGUAAAUGAGAUACACUCA